Messenger RNA from Xenia sp. Carnegie-2017, 2645 nucleotides. RefSeq names its product translocation protein SEC63 homolog. The record is from RefSeq and is a predicted model, not a curated record. NCBI's taxonomy places the organism in Eukaryota, Metazoa, Cnidaria, Anthozoa, Malacalcyonacea, Xeniidae. The transcript has 22 exons. Gene Ontology annotation, biological process: SRP-dependent cotranslational protein targeting to membrane; post-translational protein targeting to endoplasmic reticulum membrane. Gene Ontology annotation, molecular function: transmembrane protein transporter activity; RNA binding. Bases 20 to 2347 code for a protein of 775 amino acids. Gene Ontology annotation, cellular component: Sec62/Sec63 complex.
GACAUGUCAGCAAAACAACAUGGCUGGUGCUCAAUUUGAAUAUGAUGAAAAGGGAACGACGUUUUAUUAUUUUAUUUUAUGUUUUUCUGGCUUGAUAUUACUACCGUUGACAUACUUUGCAUGGUCUCUCAGUUCUAAUUCAGGCGAAGAAAAGAAGGAAAAAUCAAGAGUGUGUCAGUGUGACAAAUGCAACGAAAAACGUCUUCGUAAAUCAAAGCAGAAGCCAAAAAUCACUAUUCUACGAAUAGCAAGUCGUAUUACAGUUGUUGUUCUAUGGAUUGUUCUCUUAUAUGGAGUAUAUCAUGUUUCUCAGUUUGAGAGAGAUUUUGUUGAAUAUGAUCCAUUUGCAGUUUUGGAGAUAGACAAGGGAGCAAGUGCAUCAGAGAUCAAACGUCAAUAUCGUAAACUCAGUUUGAUAUAUCAUCCUGACAAAGAAGGAGGAGAUGAGACAAAAUUUAUGAGGAUUGCUAAAGCUUACGAGGCGUUGACAAAUGAGGAAUCACGUAAGAAUUGGGAAGAACAUGGUAAUCCAGAUGGACCUCAAGCUACCACAUUUGGCAUUGCUUUGCCAUCGUGGAUUGUCAGUGAAGAAAAUUCUCUUUUUGUCCUUGGUAUUUAUAUAUUCGCCUUUAUGAUUGUCCUCCCUGUUGCUGUGGGAACUUGGUGGUAUCGCUCCAUAAAAUAUGGCAAUGAUCAAGUGUUAAUGGAUACCACAAGAAUUUUUUUCCAUUUCUUUGCCAAAACUCAUUGGAUGCCUGUUAAAAGAGUUAUUAUGAUAUUCUCUGCGUCCAUGGAGUUUGAGAAGAAAUGUAAUCAAGAAGUACAAGAGAGACCGAGUGAUAACGAGGAAAUACCCAAAUUACUAAACGAAUUAAAAAAUGUGAACGAGACAUCCAAAGAGCCACCAUUUGGUUAUCCGUUCAGCGUGAAAGCACGUGCCCUUAUACUUUCUCAUUUUGAUCGUCUUAAUCUUCCCGAAAAUACUUUACAAAAAGAUCUUGAUUUGAUCUUAAGGAAGUCUCCGUUAUUAAUACAAGAAAUGAUCAGUUGUGUCUCGCAACUAUUCUACUAUCAUAUGGCUGACCCAGGUGUCAAGGCUCCUCAUCUGGAGACGUUCGAAAAUGUGAUGAAAUUCAGUCAGAUGGUGGUACAAGCGACACAUCACACUUCAUCCUUACUUCAAUUGCCGCAUAUUUUACCUGAACAUUUGAGAUAUUUUGCUUCAAAAAAGCGAAAUGCCAAAAAUAUAGGAGAAUUUCUCAGGAUGAAGAAAAAGGAUAGGAGGGAUAUGCUGCGAUUUCUGUAUGAUGAGCAAUACGAAGAUGUCAUUACAGUAGCAGAAAUGAUCCCUCAUCUCGAAAUAAACGUCGUUCCUCGUGUUAUGGACGAUGAAGAUGAAGGUGUUAUAACUGCUGGUGCUGUUGUUACGGUUGAGGUUGAAUUAAUAAGAAAAACGCUCAAGGACGUUUGUUGUAAGGAUGAAGAGACAGAUAACGAGAAACCAGAAGAACCAGAGGAAAAUACUGAGCAUGUUGAAGAUGGAAUUGAAAUCAUCAAGACGGCAACUAAACCUAAAGUGUGGCAAAAGACAAAGAGGAAAGCGAAAAAAGCAAAACCUGUAAAACAACAGACAAAGAAAAAACCUGUCAAACAGAUUGUAAAGAAAGAAGAAACAACACAGAACAAAGAGGAAGAAAAUGUGAAAAGAGAAGAAAAUUUCGUCAAGGAGAAAGCACCUGAUAACGUAGUUCGUCGACGAAAGAACAACAAAGAUGAUAAUAAGGCGGAUAUUGACGAUGUUCGUGACGAUAUCGAUGAUUCUGAUAUCGAUAAUCAAAGUAAUGAGGACGAGAGUGUCUUGGGUGAUAGUGCUCAUAGUGACGUCGAUGUGGACGACGAUGAUGAAUGGCAGCGGAUGCAGGAAGGUGUGGAGAAAAUGGAAAAAGUCCUGGACGCUAGAUCUCGUACAAGUCACGAAGUACACGCUCCGUAUUUUCCUGAGGAUAAGCAGGAAUGUUGGUGGGUUUAUGUGUGUGACAGAAAGAAACAAGAAAUCACCACUGCACCUACACAAGUUGUCAAUUUAAAGGACGUUGAAACAGUAAAACUGCAAUUCCAAGCCCCUGAAAAAUGUGGUCAUUACUCGUACACGGCCGUUGUUCGAUCAGAUUCAUACAUGGAUGUUGAUGUAUCUAAGCUAUUUAAGAUUGAGGUUCACGAAGCAAAGAAGUGGAAACGAAGCAAUGGGACUUUGACACGGACGACGACGAAGAUAAGGAUGAUGAGAGUGGGGAGAGUGAGUGGGACGAGGAAGAAGAUGAAAGUGAUUAACUUGGGGCUUUUUUGAUGGGGGUAACAUUUAGACCGGCGGUCGGUUGACUUCAAAAGGUCGUUGAGACUGUGUUUUUCAAUGAGAAUACCUGAGAAAGGAAAGCGGAAAAACGUUCAUUUUGAAUGGGAGGGAGGAAUUGUCUGGCUAUCAUUACAUUCAAAGUAAGCUUUAGUGAUUUUAGGUAGACGGAAAUUUAUGAAAUCAUUCAGCGUUGUUAAUAGCUGUUGGCAACGUAGCGUUAAUAAAAAAACAAAAUCAGCAUAUAGUAUAUGUACAUGUUCACAAAUUAAAAUUCUACCUAACGGUUUUACUA